Mus musculus (house mouse) is the source of this 3129-nucleotide messenger RNA. It is a transcript of the gene Ccdc142, whose product is annotated as coiled-coil domain containing 142. The record is from RefSeq and is marked provisional. The transcript is spliced from 9 exons. NCBI's taxonomy places the organism in Eukaryota, Metazoa, Chordata, Mammalia, Rodentia, Muridae. The coding region runs from base 169 to 2385 and encodes 738 amino acids.
GAGUAAGUGGGUGGCCAUCUUUGUUAGGGGCAGAGGUCGUGGCUACGGAGCCCCAGUAAGACCACGAGACUUCCGGCUAGCUGGUGAGUCCUGGCGCCCACGGGCGUGGAGUGCGACGGGAAGCGGGGAGGCGGCGAGCGUUAGGUUCGUUUGGGACUCGCCGUGCAAAUGGCACGGGCGUCCAGCUCUAGUGGCCCUUUGCCUCCACUCGCUAACGUACCCUCGUCGUGGGCGCAGCCCGUGGGCGCUGGGGAGGAGCGGGACGAGGGGAGGCGUGGAGGGCUAGGGCUACUGGCUGCGGUGAGCGUCCCGUGCCCGGACUUCAGCAGACAGCCGUGGGCUCCCGCGUCUGCAAGCGGCCCGAUGCCCUUCGCUCUUCAGCGGCUCCGGGCCACAUUGCUUCGUCUGCACCGCGAGCGAGAGCAGCUCCUGCGGGCCCGGGACUGCGCCCGCCACCUGCAGGCGGUCGUGCGGCUGCUCCGCUCCGGCUCCUCGGCCGGUUCCCUCUCCCUGCAGCAGUUGCACGGCGAUUUACAGCUGUGCCCAUCUCGUGGGGCGGCUCUGCGCCUCGGCUUCCCGGGCUCCAGGGAGACGCUUCUCCUGACUCGCCCUGUCGGGCUAGCUGCCCAGCACUUGGAGGCUGCCAUCGAGAUGCAGCUUCGUUCACUGGGCCGGACACCCGCUAGCCUGGGCCUGACAUCCCAGCUAGCCGAACUGUUGCUGGCCCUUCCCUUCUACCACACUCUGCAGGGACAUUCCCUGAACUUCGUCCCCGGGGCCGCGCGCCCAUUCCCCGCGGCCCGUGUGCUCCAGCUCCUGGCUGCAGAGCGGGGUUGUCAGGUGGCAGAUAAGCUGGCUGAAGCCCGUGGCGGAUCGGGCUUGCAGGAGCAGCUCCGUCGGCAGUGCGAGCAAGAGCGAGAGCUGCUGCCCGGGCUGCUGGGCCUGGUAGGGGGCGUGGCUAGCACCGACAGCAGCGGACUGAGGCUUGGGGGACCUGGAGCCCUGUGGAGCCAGUAUUGGACCUUGCUGUGGGCAGCCUGUGCUAAGUGUUUGGACCUACGCGUGGGACCCUGGGAGGACCCUAGAGCAAUGGCACAAGAGCUGAGUCAGGCACUGUGUCAAGCACCCCUGCCUCAGGAGUGUGAGAAGGAGCUGUUGUCUCUGUGUCACAGCCUGUUUCACCAGUCUGUCAUCUGCAGCUGGGACCAAGGGUUCUGCCAGGCCUUAGGAUCAGCCCUGGGUGGUCAGAGCAGCCCUGCGUCACUGUCUCCUACCUCUGAGCUGCUGCAGCGGCUUUUUCCUCCCCUCUUGGAUAGCCUUCGACAGCCCAGGCCAGAACUUAGGCUGUGUCCGCCUGCAGGUCCUACGCCUGUCGCUCUGGGGCUCUGUACCCUGCAGACCACCUUGCUCUGGUUUGUGGGCAGAGCUCAGCAGCACCUGGCAGCGUGGGACCCCGGUUCCUUCUUGCUCCUGCUCCAGAAGGAUCUGCCUCCUCUUCUGUCUGCGGUGGAGGCGCUGUCCAGCCUGGCCUCCGAAGCAGCGCUCACUCUGGAGGUGGAGCAGCAGCUGGGCCUAGAGAUCCACAAUUUGACUGAAAAGAUGCAGCUCCUGCCCAAAGAAUCACUGGGUCUGUUUGUCCAAGAAUGCCAUAAACAAGCCACACAAGGCUUCAAGCUCCACAUGCCGAGGGGUCGAUACUGGAGACUUCGAUUGUGUCCUGAACCUCCCAGUGACCCUAGUGAGUACGCUCGGAUAGUGGUCUACUCUGUGUUGGAGCCUGUGUUGCAAGGACUUCAGGGAUUGCCACCUGAAGCCCAAGCCCCUGCCCUCGGCCAGGCACUGACAGCCACACUGGGCGCCUGGCUUGACCACAUCCUCACCCAUGGGAUCCGGUUCAGCCUGCAGGGGGCGCUGCAGCUCAAGCAAGACUUCGGAGUGGUCAGGGAGGUUCUGGAACAAGAGCAGUGGGGCCUGUCGCAGGAGCUUCGCCAGACUCUGCUCUCACUCAGCAUCUUCCAGCAGCUAGAUGGGGCCCUGCUGUGUCUCCUGCAGCAACCCCUGCCCAAGAAUCCAGUCCACAGAAGACCUCCCCGUUGCUGUCUCUGUUAUGAGGUCCAGACCACUGAACUGCCCACCAGCAGCCUCAACAGCCUGGAAAACUUGGCACCCCCUCUUCGUCUUGGAGUCUCCCCUGCCCAGAACACUCACCUGCUAAGCACCCUGGGGGGAGGAGGACGAGGAGGAGGGGGAGGGGGAGGACCAGGACCUAGUCCUGAGGCUUACCUGGUGGGAAACCAGCAAGCCUGGCUUGCCCUGAGGCUGCACCAACACCCACGUUGGCACCUGCCUUUUUUUUCUUGCCUGAGGACAAGUCCUGAACCCUAAGUUGACUAGGACCAGGGGUUGCAGAUCAUGCCCCAGACAAGGAACUGUAUGCUAGAGAAGCUUAAACCUGGGUGCUUGAUAAAACAUGUUCAUAAACUAGAGUCCAGAAUUGAACCCCCAGAUCAUCCUAGGAUCUGCAAUCCAGAGUAAUAGGCAAACUACAGCCUGAAAUCUGGAUGUCGGAAACAAUGAAGACAUCUUGGAGCUAAAACUAGAAGGGGUCUACAGGGCUAGCGCUCAGGAGACAGGCAAACCUUGCUUUCUCUCGAAUCCCAGGAGCAAAGCGAAAACUGAUUCAUGAGGAAACACAGACAAAGCAGACAUUUCUACACGUGGAGGGCAGUCUUACCCCUUCCCCGUCUCUGUUUCUAGUCAUUAGGCUGUAGGGCCUGGACAUUUAAGCCUUGGCUGUUGCUACAGGGGCAGGGCUUGCCUUCUGCUGGGUGGACAGUCCCCGCAGUGACAUCCUUUCCAAGGAAGGAGCCAGGAUGUGGGGUGGUGCUGACCUAGAUCUCGCAGGCAGGACCCCGAGGGAGAGGGCUGAAGGACGUUUUCCUGCGAAGGGGAUUUUGCACAUUCACUGCUUAUGCUGUGUGGCACAGAACACUGCUAAUGGCUGAAGUAUUCGCGGGUGGCCCCGGAGGUCAGCCGCGCGAAGUACCGCGGAGCCGCCGGAAGCGGUCCGUUCCAAUAAACCGAUCCCCAGUGCUACUCCUUCCGGGGUGGAGGUAACCAUGGCGGCGG